UAUCUGUGACCAACAUGUCCCAUAAACCAACGCCUUAUUCUCCGAACUUCCCGCCAAGUCAAGGCUACGGACCGCCAUCUGAAGACGAGAAGGCCAAAGAGAGCUACCCUCUUGCUCAGACAGGGUACCCUAACGCUCCCCCAGUCGGAUACCCAGGCCCCCCUGGUCCGCUUGCACCUCCGGGGGCACCUCCUGGCCCGCCUGGGCCUCCUUUGCCCCCUGGCACUCAAGCUGGCUUUCAACCCGGCUUCCAACCUGGUUUUCAGCCCGGUUUUCAGCCUGGAUUCUCGCCGGGCUACCCGCAGCCGCAACCGCACCAAGGAUACCCGCACCCACAGCUAGGGUACCCCGCGCCUGUCGUACAGCAGCCUGUCCCGCAAGGUGCUCCAGGUGGAUGGAUGAGUAUCCCGACAGGCCCCACCAACUGCCCCCCAGGUCUAGAAUACCUCUCCAUGAUCAACCAGCUCCUGGUCCACCAGAAGGUCGAAUUGCUGGAGGCCUUCGUGGGCUUUGAGACCAACAACAAGUAUACCAUAAAGAACAGCGUCGGACAGAAGGUGUACUUCGCCGUGGAGGACAACGACUGCUGCACUAGGAUGUGCUGCGGACCGUUGCGGCCGUUCGACAUGAAGAUCUUGGAUAACUUCCAGAACGAGGUUAUCCAUUUGCGUCGGCCGCUCGCCUGCUCGUCAUGCUGGUGCCCCUGCUGGCUCCAGUCCAUGGAAGUCACCGCUCCGCCCGGCACCGUCAUCGGAUCCAUCGAGCAGGAGUGGUCCAUCUGCAAACCUAGCUUUGUCAUUAAGAAUGCUGCCGGCGACGUGGUGCUCAGGAUCAAGGGCCCGUUUUGCACUUACUCAAUCUGUGGCGAUGUUAGUUUCAAGGUGUACUCGAAAGACGGUGAAAACAAGGUCGGCAAAAUAACGAAGCAGUGGUCGGGACUGGCUCGCGAGGCGUUCACGGACGCGGACUAUUUCGGGAUCAGCUUCCCCAUGGACUUGGACGUCAGGAUCAAGGCUGUGCUGCUCGGGGCCUGCUUCCUUAUUGACUUCAUGUUCUUCGAAAAAUCCGGGAACCAGGAAAGUGACGGGGCCGGAAUGUUGUAACAAAACAGUCAUUGUAAUGGGGAAGGUGCAAAAGAAACAUUUACAACAUAUUCUUAAUCAAUGAGACCGAAGUAGGUAGAAGGAUCAAA
Messenger RNA from Cydia splendana, 1192 nucleotides. RefSeq names its product phospholipid scramblase 2 (gene scramb1). Gene Ontology annotation, molecular function: phospholipid scramblase activity. Gene Ontology annotation, cellular component: plasma membrane. Lineage: Eukaryota; Metazoa; Arthropoda; Insecta; Lepidoptera; Tortricidae. The record is from RefSeq and is a predicted model, not a curated record. Gene Ontology annotation, biological process: plasma membrane phospholipid scrambling. The coding region runs from base 15 to 1103 and encodes 362 amino acids. The transcript is spliced from 6 exons.